Lutra lutra (Eurasian river otter) is the source of this 3674-nucleotide messenger RNA. RefSeq names its product corticotropin releasing hormone receptor 2 (gene CRHR2). The coding region runs from base 357 to 1658 and encodes 433 amino acids. Gene Ontology annotation, cellular component: dendrite; plasma membrane; axon terminus. Gene Ontology annotation, biological process: long-term synaptic potentiation; cell surface receptor signaling pathway; adenylate cyclase-modulating G protein-coupled receptor signaling pathway. The transcript has 15 exons. Gene Ontology annotation, molecular function: peptide hormone binding; G protein-coupled peptide receptor activity; corticotropin-releasing hormone receptor activity. NCBI's taxonomy places the organism in Eukaryota, Metazoa, Chordata, Mammalia, Carnivora, Mustelidae. The record is from RefSeq and is a predicted model, not a curated record.
UGCUGGAGCCCUGUGCUCCUUUCCCCAUACUCCGCUGGCAUGGGGGGUCCCAUGGGGCCCCCGCUCUUCUUCCACGCCCCACACUGGCUCCUCUGCCUGCUCUGCCUCCUCCCGGAGCUGCUUAAAAAUCAACCAGAACCUCCCCCUAGUUUCCUGGGAGACCCCAGGCUGAGACUGAAGAUUGGUCACAUGUCACCACCGGGAGAAGAACUGAAUCAUGAUCUCCUUGGCCCCAAAGCGCAGACUUCCUUGUGGAGGACGUGGCACAGCGGAGUCCUGAGGGGGAAAAUGCCAGCCCACAGCUCCUGCCCUACGGAGUUGAUGGCCUAGAAGGAGCCACUGGUGGAAAGAAAAUAAUGGCUGCCGGGCUGAGCCGGGCGCCCGUGGCCCUGCCCCCAUGGGCGCUGCUGGAGCAGUAUUGCCUUGGACUCACAACCCUCGCCAACAGAUCAGGUGCCUACUCCUACUGCAACACGACCUUGGACCAGAUAGGGACGUGCUGGCCCCGGAGCGCGGCCGGAGCCCUGGUGGAGAGGCCGUGUCCUGAGUACUUCAACGGCGUCAAGUACAACACGACCCGGAAUGCCUAUCGAGAGUGCUUGGAGAAUGGGACGUGGGCUUCACGGAUCAACUACUCACAGUGUGAGCCCAUUUUGGAUGAUAAGCAGAGGAAGUACGACCUGCACUACCGUGUCGCCCUCGUUGUCAACUACCUGGGUCACUGUGUUUCUGUGGCCGCCCUUGUGGCUGCCUUCCUGCUUUUCCUGGCCCUGCGGAGUAUCCGCUGUCUGCGGAAUGUGAUUCAUUGGAAUUUGAUCACCACCUUUAUCCUGCGCAACGUCACGUGGUUCCUGCUGCAGCUCAUUGACCACGAAGUGCAUGAGAGCAAUGAGGUCACCGGGCUGACCCUUGGGGCUGGGGGGCUCCGGCACUGGGGGCACCCAUCUCUCUUACCCAGUCCUCAGGUCUGGUGUCGCUGCGUCACCACCGUCUUCAACUACUUCGUGGUGACCAACUUCUUCUGGAUGUUCGUCGAGGGCUGCUACCUGCACACGGCCAUCGUCAUGACCUACUCCACCGAGCGCCUGCGCAAGUGGCUCUUCCUCUUCAUCGGAUGGUGUAUCCCCUGCCCUAUCAUUGCUGCCUGGGCCAUUGGCAAGCUCUACUAUGAAAACGAACAGUGCUGGUUUGGCAAGGAGCCCGGUGACCUGGUGGACUAUAUUUACCAAGGCCCCAUCAUCCUUGUGCUCCUGAUCAAUUUUGUAUUUCUUUUCAACAUCGUCAGGAUCCUCAUGACAAAAUUGCGAGCAUCCACGACAUCGGAGACAAUCCAGUACAGGAAGGCAGUAAAGGCCACCCUUGUUCUCCUGCCCCUCCUGGGCAUCACCUACAUGCUCUUCUUCGUCAACCCUGGGGAGGACGACCUGUCGCAGAUCGUGUUCAUCUAUUUCAACUCCUUCCUGCAGUCGUUCCAGGGUUUCUUUGUGUCUGUCUUCUACUGCUUCUUCAAUGGAGAGGUGCGCUCAGCUGUGAGGAAAAGGUGGCACCGCUGGCAGGACCAUCACUCCCUCCGAGUGCCUGUGGCCCGGGCCAUGUCCAUCCCCACGUCGCCCACACGGAUCAGCUUCCACAGCAUCAAGCAGACGGCCGCCCUGUGAGCCCCCCGUCACCCCGCUCGCUCAUCAUUCACCAUCAGGACAGCUUCCCUAUCCCAUGGGGUGCCUCUCUCUGGGUUCACUUCGCCAUCUCUCAGCUCAGGCCCUGGUGGGGGCACAAGGGAGGGGAGAGAUCAGCUGGCCAGCCCUGCUAGAGGGGGGUGUGCAGCAGCAGGCAGCGCGAGAAGCUCUCAGGAGCCAGGUCCGCUAGGUACAAUGUCUCAGUGCAGAGGGAGCAGAGGGAUGUCACAGACACCUAUCCCUGCAGAAGAGUGGGUCACAUGUCUUCAGGCAUUUGCCCACACCAGCCUCUCUCCCGGCAUCCUCACUAUAGCCCCACUCACAGGCAAGGAAACGGGCCCAGCACCACGAAGGGCCUGUCCAAGUCACACAGCUCAUUCAUGGCAGAGCGGGGACUCCUCCCUCUGUGUGGGCUUUCCCACCAACAACAGGGUAACAUAUGGCCUUGCUCCCUGCUCCCUGCCUUCUGCCUCCCAGAAGUGGAAUGGGCAGGGCACAGCAGCUGGAAGCAAGGAAUUAGUUUGGUUUCCUCCCAGAGGCUCUCACCUGCACGCUACCCCAGAGCAGGCCAUCUCUCUGCCCGGCCCCACCCAUCCUCCUGUCCCUGGGUCCUGGAAGAGAUACUGCUUCCUGUCCCAGGAGAGCUUUUCUCAACCUAGUCCACAGACUCAGGGCCUUGGGGAGGGACACUAGAGGAGGAAGGUGCAGCUAGGAUAACCCUACACUCUUAAGCCAACCAGAUACAUAGUGCAGAUGAAACGAGGAGGAGAAGCGUGGUGGCCGGGGGCAAGGAAUAGAAAACCAACGAGGUCUUUGGUGAUUGGAACAAAUCUCCCACCUCCCACUUUAGACUGGACUUCGAUUCAGCCUCCCCUUCAGAAACAUCUUGGCUCUCUGUGAAAUAAACCAUGCCUCUGUGGAAACAGCCUCCUCUCAGGUCAAGUCAACCAGGCAUACGAAGGGGUGCUGUGGCCAAGGAUGGGGAGCUGGAUCCAUUCUCAUUUGCAGAGCCCACGGCCCUGGCCUAGGGCUGAUUCUCUUCUCUGACCUGUGUGUCUGCCAGCCUGUCCCUUCCUUAUUCCCCCAAGACAGUCUCUACCCCUCCUCUCCUACCAACAGCAGUUUAAUUCAGCACAGAGGAGAGAGGGGCAGCUCACCCAGCACACCACAGCUCUGUCCCAAAGCCAGUGUCUGAAAUCCGGAAGCAGGUAUAGACCACACCCCACAGUAUCCAUGAACAACACCACAGGACGUUUCCAGGAGAGGGUUGGAGUGGACAAGAGGAGGCAGGAGCCAUCAGGUCAGGGUUCAAAAGAGCUUUUGCUCUAGGAAUACCACCAACAUAUUUUUUUAAAUAAUUAUCCCAUCUUGCAUAUUCUUCAGCUCACAUCUAAUAUUAUUUAGAUUUUUAAAUUGGCGAGAGGUGAUUUCUGGCUUUUGGCAAAUAUUUACAUUUUAAAAUAAAACUGCCAAAACACUUUAAAAUACUUCACUAAGAAUCCAAACACAGCCGUGAUUUAAUGGCCAGGCUCUUCUGUUUGAAAAAAACAAGCUAACCAGCUCUUCCUCAACAGCUGGAAAUUUUACAUUGUCCCUUCUUUCUUGGAACUUGUAUCUUCAUUCCAUUUCCCCCAUAGGAUUUUAUACUAAUGCAGUGUUUUUAUGGGCUAAAGUCUUUCCUUGAUCACCUUCUUCUACUUCUCUGCCACAAAAUAUAUUUGGGAAUUGAAAUAGAAAUAUUUAAUUUUCUGUGACUAAAAUUUGUGAGAGAUUAAAAAAAGAAGUCUUCUGGAUUGAGUUACCACAACUAUUUUUGAUAUAAAAUAUAGGAUAGAAUUGAUUGAUACAACACAGACACUUAAAGUUUUUGUAAGGCAAAUGUUAAACCUAAAAAGGAAAAUCUAUCGAAAGCACAUCUUAAUGGAAUGGAUAGGAACUUAAUUGUUCAUGAAUCCGUGGGUGAAUAUUUAUUGCUGGAAUAAAUCAGGACUCAGCAUC